AUGCCACCUCGCAGCCCAUGGCUCCCCAAGCAAAUGGCGGGGCUUGGCGGGCAGGACCAGCAAGCCGGAAUUAGUGUUGAUCCAGUUCAAGAAGGCAACCUUUCCUCCCGUAGCUAUGCCCUCUGCCGAAUCCGCCACUUUACGUCCUUGUGGCUCCCAUUCCAUUGCUCCAGUAAUCAGCCGAAGCUUGAGCUUCGCCGCCACAGUCUUCAACUGCAACUCGCAACACAACGACGCCGCUCUUCCAUCGCCAGCUUCAUGGAACCGGCACGCUGA
Molecule: messenger RNA, 276 nt
Organism: Cordyceps militaris CM01
Lineage: Eukaryota; Fungi; Ascomycota; Sordariomycetes; Hypocreales; Cordycipitaceae
Exons: 2
Coding region: 1-276 (91 amino acids)
Source: RefSeq, a predicted model, not a curated record